AUUUUUAGAAGCUCUGCAGUCCCUCGAGAACCGGUCACUCUUCCCUCUUCUCCUUCUCUCACUCUGAAAUGUGGAAAAAGGGCAAGAAGAGAACCGACGAGGAGGCCGCCGGAGGCGACUCCGACGGCGCUCCGCCGUCGAAGAAGCUUGCGAAGGGCGACUCCGAAGAAGAUGGCAUCGUCGUCUGCGAGUUGUCGAAGAACCGGAGGGUUUCAGUCCGGAGCUGGCAAGGGAAAAUCGUGGUUGAUAUCAGGGAGUUUUAUGUUAAGGAUGGAAAGACGCUCCCAGGGAAAAAAGGCAUCUCACUUUCCAUGGAUCAGUGGAAAAUACUUCGGGAGCAUAUCGAUGAUAUCAAUGAAGCUGUGGGUGAGAAUGCAUAGUUUCGAAAUGGUUCCUACUGAUCCCUUUUGUCCAGUCACUGUUGAAUCAGACGUUGUGUUCACUGAUCUAAUGUUUUGUAAUUAAAGAUGUCGAAAGGCUCUGUCAGUUAUGUUGAACUAGAUGAAUGUGGUUAACUAUCUCAAAUAUGCUGGUACAUUUGACUGAUUAGGCCCGUUUCUUAUGUUCUAGCGAAAGUAUUGAGUCCUGGCUAAGAAGGACUUAACCAUUUCCUUUGUUUGAUACUGUUAAUGCGUUAACAAAUUCAUGGUAGUCUUAAGUA
Asparagus officinalis (garden asparagus) is the source of this 661-nucleotide messenger RNA. RefSeq names its product RNA polymerase II transcriptional coactivator KIWI-like. Lineage: Eukaryota; Viridiplantae; Streptophyta; Magnoliopsida; Asparagales; Asparagaceae. Gene Ontology annotation, biological process: positive regulation of transcription initiation by RNA polymerase II. The transcript has 4 exons. Bases 69 to 380 code for a protein of 103 amino acids. Gene Ontology annotation, molecular function: DNA binding; transcription coactivator activity. The record is from RefSeq and is a predicted model, not a curated record. Gene Ontology annotation, cellular component: nucleus; transcription regulator complex.